AUGACAAGAACGAACACCUCAGGAGAAGUAGAAUUCGAGAUACCAACAGGGAGGAGACUCUGGACCCAAAGGAGGGACCAAAAGAAAUACAAUCAGGAAGGACUAAUUGAAGAGUUAAAAGGGAGCAGAUUGGCGCCCUGUUAUAGAGUACAGAGAAUGAACGGGGCAGCCAAAUUUCCGGAAAAGAGUCAAGGUACUGAGAAGGAGCCAAUCGGACAAGUCGGGCGCAAGGGUUCGAAAAAAUCAGGGAACAGGAGAAGGGCAAACCUCAGUUAA
Messenger RNA from Plasmodium inui San Antonio 1, 276 nucleotides. RefSeq lists its product as hypothetical. The transcript has a single exon. The coding region runs from base 1 to 276 and encodes 91 amino acids. NCBI's taxonomy places the organism in Eukaryota, Apicomplexa, Aconoidasida, Haemosporida, Plasmodiidae. The record is from RefSeq and is a predicted model, not a curated record.